Messenger RNA from Ochotona princeps (American pika), 2032 nucleotides. RefSeq names its product lanosterol 14-alpha demethylase. The transcript is spliced from 10 exons. Gene Ontology annotation, molecular function: heme binding; oxidoreductase activity, acting on paired donors, with incorporation or reduction of molecular oxygen; iron ion binding. The record is from RefSeq and is a predicted model, not a curated record. Lineage: Eukaryota; Metazoa; Chordata; Mammalia; Lagomorpha; Ochotonidae. Bases 348 to 1859 code for a protein of 503 amino acids.
AGUGCUAAGCUGCGUCCUCUGCCUUCCCUAGGCCACGCGUGCCGGCGGCGGCCUCCUUGUCCUCCCACGGGCGCAAGGAGACUCCGGCGUCACGUGAGUCUCGUCAGGGGCGUGGUCGAGCGCGCUCAGGAGGCGUGGCCGGCGGCAGGCCCCGCCCCAGCCUGUGACGCAGCCGGUGGCGCGCAGCGGGCCGGGGUGGGGGUGCUGGUGGAUUUAGCGGCCGAGCUGGGGGCCGGGGCCGCUUCCGCACGCCCAUCCGCCAGCUUCUCUGCUUUCCAUCUUGUCGGAGAAGCGGCGGCGACCUCGGCCUCCAGCCUCUCAGGCGGAGUGAAUCUGCGGCGGCCGGGAUGGUACUGCUGGGCUUGCUGCAGGCAGGAGGGUCGGUGCUGACCCAGGCCGUGGAGCAGGUGACCGGCGGCAGCCUCCUGUCCACGCUGCUCAUCGCCUGCGCCUUCACCCUCAGCCUGGUCUACCUCAUCCGCCUCGCCGUCGGCCACCUGCUCCAGUUGUCAGCCGGAACGAAAACCCCCCCCUAUAUUUUCUCUCCGAUUCCAUUCCUUGGGCAUGCCAUAGCAUUUGGAAAAAGUCCAAUUGAGUUCCUGGAAAAUGCGUAUGAGAAGUAUGGACCUGUCUUUAGUUUCACCAUGGUGGGCAAGACGUUUACGUACCUUCUGGGCAGUGAUGCUGCAGCGCUGCUUUUUAACAGCAAAAAUGAAGACCUGAACGCAGAGGACGUCUACAGCCGGCUCACCACGCCCGUGUUUGGGAAGGGAGUCGCAUACGAUGUGCCUAAUGCGGUUUUCUUGGAGCAGAAGAAAAUGUUAAAAAGUGGCCUUAAUAUAGCCCAUUUUCGGCAGUAUGUCUCUAUAAUUGAAAAAGAGACAAAGGAAUACUUUGAGAGUUGGGGAGAAAGUGGAGAAAAAAAUGUGUUUGAAGCACUUUCUGAGCUCAUAAUUUUAACAGCUAGUCAUUGUUUACAUGGGAAAGAAAUCAGAAGUCAGCUCAAUGAGAAGGUGGCUCAGCUGUAUGCGGACUUGGAUGGUGGUUUUAGCCAUGCUGCCUGGCUAUUGCCAGGCUGGCUGCCUUUACCCAGUUUCAGGCGCCGAGACCGGGCUCAUCGCGAGAUCAAGAAUAUUUUCUAUAAGGCCAUCCAGAAGCGCAGAGAGUCCAAAGAGAAGUUCGAGGACAUCCUGCAGACCUUGAUGGACUCUACCUACAAGGAUGGGCGUCCGCUGACCGACGAUGAGAUUGCUGGCAUGCUCAUCGGGCUGCUGCUGGCUGGCCAGCACACGUCGUCCACCACCAGCGCCUGGCUGGGCUUCUUCUUGGCCAGAGACAAACCGCUUCAGGAAAGGUGCUAUUUAGAGCAGAAGGCCGUCUGUGGGGAGGACCUGCCGCCUCUCAAUUACGACCAGCUCAAGGAUCUAAAUGUGCUUGACCGCUGUAUCAGAGAAACGCUGCGAUUGAGGCCUCCUAUCAUGACCAUGAUGAGGAUGGCCAAAACUCCCCAGACUGUAGCAGGCUACACCAUUCCACCAGGCCAUCAAGUAUGUGUCUCUCCCACUGUCAACCAAAGACUUAAAGACUCAUGGAUAGAACGUUUGGACUUUAAACCUGAUCGCUACCUCCAGGAUAACCCAGCAUCAGGAGAGAAGUUUGCCUAUGUCCCAUUUGGAGCUGGACGUCAUCGUUGUAUUGGGGAAAAUUUUGCCUAUGUACAGAUUAAGACAAUUUGGUCCACCAUGCUGCGUUUGUAUGAAUUUGAUCUCAUUGAUGGAUAUUUCCCAUCUGUGAAUUACACAACUAUGAUUCACACCCCUGAAAAUCCGAUUAUCCGUUACAAACGAAGAUCCACAUGAGAGGGGCUGCAAGGAGCUAAUGUGGGUUACACCGCUGUAGGAUGCAGAAGCCUUGGAAGAGAAUGGCCUUGACCAAACAACUCGCAGUGUGCUGUUUUUCUGAGUGUGUAAUUCUAAAAGCCAGUUUAACUUAUGAUUUUAAUAUUUUAUUAACUUUGAAUAGUUCUAUCCAA